Messenger RNA from Labrus mixtus (cuckoo wrasse), 4114 nucleotides. RefSeq names its product zinc finger DHHC-type palmitoyltransferase 12b (gene zdhhc12b). The coding region runs from base 388 to 1200 and encodes 270 amino acids. Gene Ontology annotation, biological process: peptidyl-L-cysteine S-palmitoylation; protein targeting to membrane. The transcript is spliced from 5 exons. NCBI's taxonomy places the organism in Eukaryota, Metazoa, Chordata, Actinopteri, Labriformes, Labridae. Gene Ontology annotation, cellular component: Golgi apparatus; endoplasmic reticulum. The record is from RefSeq and is a predicted model, not a curated record. Gene Ontology annotation, molecular function: protein-cysteine S-palmitoyltransferase activity.
GACAGCAACAAACCAGAGAUGCACUGAAGCGACGAAGAGGACGGGUUGUGUUGCGUUAUACCGACGGCUGUUACUCGGUUUAAUUAUUAAAUACUUUAUAAUAGGAUGACAUUAAAAUAAUGAGUUUUUAUACCUUUAUUUUAUUAAAUGUUUGGCUUCGUUCAGUGAAGCAAAGAGUUUGAACGCAGCAGGCUAACGGUCACAUUACAGUUCGUUAGCUUGUUUUGCUUUCAGCCGCGGGGUGUUGAUAUCUUUUGUUGAUAUCUUUAUAGUAUAUAUAUAUAGUUAAUGAAAUCGUGUUCACAGCCUCAAACAGACUCUCCUGUAAGGGUUACAUCCCAGGUCCAUCCAUGCAGCCUGCGGUGGAUGAUCUAACAUGCUAGGACCAUGUUCAAGAAUGUGUUCGGCUCAGGGUUUCUGGUGAGAACAGCUCAUGUUAUUCUGACAUGGGUCAUCACGCUCAUACUCUUCCUACAUGAUACAGAGCUGAGGAAGCAGGAGGAGACGGGUCAGCUGGUCCAGCCCGUGCUCUUCGUCCUGCUCGUGCUGGUGUCAGUGUUGCUCUACUUCGCCGUCUCUCUGAUGGAUCCAGGAUUCAUCCUCUCUGAUGACAGCGACUUACAGUUCACUCUGGGAGUGACAGAGGAGCAGCAGGAUAUGAUCCCCCCCUCCACCAAAUCUCUGCGUCAGAGACGCUGUGGUCACUGUCUGCUGCAGCAGCCAAUGAGAUCCAAGCACUGCCAGACGUGCCAGCACUGUGUGCGGCGGUACGACCAUCACUGCCCGUGGAUCGAGAACUGUGUCGGAGAGAAAAACCACCGCUGGUUCGUUCUGUACCUGGGCGUUCAGCUGCUGGUGCUACUGUGGGGGCUGCACAUCGCCUGGACGGGGUUCAGCUUCGCGCCCACCUGGCAGCUUUGGUUGCGGACUAACGCCACGCUGCUGACGGUGGCCGUCCUCGUGGCCCUGCUCUCCCUCAUCGUGCUGCUGCUGCUCGGCUCUCACCUGUACCUGGUCUCUCUCAACACCACCACCUGGGAGUUCAUGUCUCGCCACCGCAUCUCCUACCUCAAACACUGCGGCGCCGACGAGAACCCCUUCGACCGCGGCACCUUCCACAACCUGUGGGGCUUCUUCUGCUUGUGGGGCACCGUGGUGUGGGAGCAGGUGUACUUCAGGGAGGGCAGCGACCAGGUCUGAAAACCAAACACGCUUAGACAGACUCAAAAAGACGGAUUCAUCGCUCACCAACAACUUUCCUGGAUCAUCACGUUCUCUAAGUUUGGAGAUAAACCCUCCGUGUGUCCUUUCUGCAAACUCUGCAACAUUCACCUUCUUUUACAAAGUUCUAUAUAAAGAUAAGAUAACCUUCCUCAGAUCUAUAAUGAAUGAGUAUUUGAGGGACUUUGCUGGCAUCCAAUCAGUGCAGGCGUUCUUCGAUCAAAUAGGACACGUGAUGUUUAGAAUCAGAAAACCUGAAGAAUACUUUGUUGUACAGUUGUGUUCACUUAUUUAAUCGAUAUUUCAAUCAUUUGAACUCUUUUUAAAAUGCAUCGCUGUAAAAAUAAUUUUAAUGAGGAGGUGUGAUCACAGCUUUUUUAAAAUCUGAAUCCUCUCAUAACAGGACUCCAAUGAAAGUUAAGAAGACUUCAUGAUUUGUUGUAAAGUAUCUUCACUCUGACAAAACGACAAAAAACCAGAACAGAAGUCUGAAGCACAAAUCGCCAGCGUUAAGAAAUAUAAACAAACUCAGGCAGAUGAAAUCAGCAAUCAUAACAGAUCUUGGAACAGCUGUUCUGAUUAGAGAUUACACAACCCCCAACAUUUUGUUUCUGUUCCUUUGAGGCAGGUGUGACUGUUCAUGUUGAUUUGUCCUGGUGGUAUCAGAGGUCCAGCUGAAAAUGAUCGAUGGACCCCAGACAGAAGGAGGGAAUUUAAUCGAGGACGAAAAAAAGUCAGAGAGAGAAAAAAGAAAGAAAAUAUGUCUUGUGGCUUGAGAAGGCUUAUUGAGAAAGUUUCUUAAUAAUACAAAAUAAGGUUCAGAGAUGGAAGAAGUAACCGCGGCUGAUUUCUGUCCCCGGUCAGACCCCGAUUGUUUACAACCAUUCAAGUAUAAAAAAUCCCAAAGAGAGUCAAUUAUGCGUUCUGCCUUCAGGCGCUUUACUGUCCCACUUUGAGCCUCUAAGUGAAGCAAGUCAUAAAAAACUGUUGACUCACGUUGACCCUCAUUCCUCGUCCAGCACUGAAUCAUUAAUGUGGGCAGUAAUGAUGAGUAAUUUAAUGUGUGAAACUCCUCCAGCAGAACCACUUACACAUGUGACUGAUGGACUGUUACUUCCACUGUUUUUUUUAACCUUUUCCCUUUGUCACCUUAAACAGAUGUGUAAAGGAAACAUAUGUUUGAAAUCGAUCCUGUAGAUGAUUUCAGCCUGCAGCAUUGAAACAGGCUGUAACGGCUGCAGAGCCUGAUCACAGUACGCUAAGGCCGUUAUUUUAACUGAAGGAUCACUGCAGGGAUGUAGACCUUUCUGUUCAAGAGGAAACCAGAAACAGCUGUUACAUUAAUGUCUCGUUCAGACCACCACACUGCUUUGACAACAACAGACAUUUUAUCCUGCAGAACAUGGAGGCUAUCGUGUACCACUGCCUCAGUCAGUUCAUAAUAUCCGUGUUAUCGUGUGGUAAAGAGACAUUUUGAUGGAUCAAAGCAACUCACAUGUUCCGCAAGGUAAAACUUCUCUUUUUAUCAAUGGAGUCUGGCUGUGAAGAGAGCAACUUUAGCAGCUGGUGAACAGAAGUCUUCCUGAUCUUAUGGAGUAGGCUGUGACGACAAAAAGCUGUUUAAUAGCUUUCUAUAAAUGCACCAAACCUCAUCCACAAACAUUGAUUUUACUUAAAGUUACACAGGAGAUGCUUGUCUACCACGUUUGGCCUCGUUUAUGGUUAAACAAAGAUUGUGCUGUGUUGAAACUCACCAUUUAAACAUCAAAUUCACACAAUAACAAACAAACUGACAGAUUCAGCCAGCAGCAGAUCAGCCGCUGCCCUGUAUUUCACUCUUUAAAUGACUGUUUUUCUCGAUGUAGUUUGGUGGUUGUAAAGAGAGAGAGAGAUGUAAUGGCUGUUUUUGGUUCCAGGAGUAGUAUCCUCCCUUUUAACAGAACCGCCUUUCUCUGUAGGGAUCCAAAUUAUAUCACCUUAAUUCCCCCGAAAAGGGUCCCUGUCUGACAGGGAUAGUGUUCUGCUGUGAGGUGUAUAUGUGAACAACCAGGUCAGGAGAAUAUCCAGAGCAGUCCUCCUGAAAUGAUCCAGAUAUUUUCAGGAGUGUAGUUGUGAAAGCAGCUUAGGUUCCCCUUAAGGUCUUUGUUUAUUCUCCCACUUGACCCUCACUCCUGUGUCCUCCACUGAAUGAUUCAUGUGAGCAGUAAUUACAUGUGAAACUCCUUAAAGUGACACACAGUGAACCAGAUGAACAGACUGUUAAUAAACCUCCAGUUUACUUUGAACACAGAUAAAACUAUGAUUAGAUUAGAUUAGUUUUUUUUACUCUUUAAAGUGUGUGUGUUGACUGUGUGUUGUUGGUAUGAUGCUUCUGUUCACUCAGAUUCUGACCGUUUAUCGUGUAGAAAUCGGAGUUCUUCUCGUUCUGUGUAAUGCGUUUAUUUAACAAUCAGAGUGACUUGACAAAUUCUGAUCAUGUUUUUUCAAAUGUUUAAAAUCUAACGUUGAAUUUUUCCUAGCUUUGACUCCCCUCCUGAUGUUUUGACUUUAAACAGCAUUUGAAGCUAUUUUAUAUCGUUGUAAAUAAUCUAAACGGUUUCCACCCAGGACUCGUCUUUCCAUCUUUGAUAUGACUGUUUGAUAUGAAUAACUUAGAGACUUAAAUGAAAAGUAUACCUGAGGAGAUUUGAGUGUAAUACAUCAUCUGGUAUCUGAAACCUGUUCCUUCUUGUGCAAUAGUAACCCAGCAAUAAAUGUGUUUACUCUAUGUACAGCUGACUUUAUAUGAAUGAAUAUUUAAUUCAUGUUGUGUACUAAUGAAUCAUAUGCAGUGUGUUUUUUUACUACUUUGAAACGACUGUACACUGCGAUCAAUAAAUCAAAGUUUCAUGAA